Messenger RNA from Anguilla anguilla (European eel), 3935 nucleotides. Its product is annotated as inactive phospholipase C-like protein 2. The transcript has 8 exons. Lineage: Eukaryota; Metazoa; Chordata; Actinopteri; Anguilliformes; Anguillidae. The record is from RefSeq and is a predicted model, not a curated record. Gene Ontology annotation, biological process: lipid metabolic process; intracellular signal transduction. The coding region runs from base 478 to 3903 and encodes 1141 amino acids. Gene Ontology annotation, molecular function: phosphatidylinositol-4,5-bisphosphate phospholipase C activity.
GCGCUCUUGGAGUCAGUUCGAGGAAGUAGUGCGAUGCGCCUGAGUCACGUUGUGUGAAACAGAAACGGGCAUCACCCCUGGCUAUUGUGAACAAGAGAGGGCGCCGACCUUUGUACAGUAGCCCGUCGAUCGAGUCCGAAAGAUGUGCCCUUUCUCGCCCCAGGAGCUGAAAUAUCCAGCGUGCAGAGACAAAACUUCCAGCGCGUAGAGACGGGUGCGCUGUGAGCCUUUGUGAAGAAGUUGCAACAGCUUGUUCUCAGAAGAGGACACAGUGACAGUUUUGGAAGACCGACCAUUUAAAUCGCACGUGGAAAUUCGCGUUCGUUUGCAAUGAAAGCGCGCGGUCAAUAAUUCUGCACGGAGCCUGUCACCCAGCGAGACGCUCGCGGGCCAUAUGACCGUUUCUUCGCGUCGCUCAUCCCCAGGCAUAAGGACACCGACGGAUCCGUGAUAAGCGGACCCUUCGCGACGGCUCAUAUGGCGGAGCUCGGAGAGGAGAACGGCGGAGCGUCCUCGCCGAUUGCUGGAAAGAAGAAACCAGCCAUCCAGGGAGACGUGGCGGGGGGAAACGGAGUCUCGAACGGGGAGUGCGCGCUAGCGGAAAAGACCGGACCCGGGUCCACGACUCCCGACAGCGCAGGAGUGGACACUGCCAGCGCUGUCGGACAGGAUGCCACUUCGGGAUUACCUCGAAAAGCAAGCAUUAUCAAGGACGGGACGCGGCAGCGGCGGGAGCGGAAGAAGACGGUGUCGUUCAGCAGCAUGCCGACAGAGCGUCGGAUCAGCAGGGCGGGGGACUGCAUCGCCGCCCUGGUGGAGGGCAGCGAGCUGCGCAAGGUGCGCUCCAACGCCCGCGUCUACCACCGCUACUUCCUGCUGGACUCGGACCUGCGCUCGCUGCGCUGGGAGCCCUCCAAGAAGGAGGCGGGCAAGGCCUGCAUCGCCGUGGCGACCAUCCGCGAGGUGCGCGCGGGCCGCAACACCGCCGCCUUCCGCGCGGCCGCCGUGCACGAGCAGGUGUCGGAGGACUGCGCCUUCUCGGUGAUCCACGGCGACGGGUUCGAGACGCUGGACCUGGUGGCGCCCUCGGCUGACGUGGCCAGCGUGUGGGUGACGGGGCUGCGCUACCUGCUGUCGUACGGGGCGCACGCGCUCGACAUGAUCGAGAGCCGCUGCAACGACGGCCUGCGCUCCGCCUGGCUGGCCCAGCUGUUCCGCUCCGCCGUCGCAGAGGGAGACGCUAGCGACGGCGGUGACCACGGCGACGGCGGUGACCACGGCGACGGCGGCGACCGGGACGACGAGCGGCUCAGCGUCCCCGCGGCUGUGGAGCUCAUAAGGAGCGUGAGCCCGGGGGUGAAGGUCGCCAGGGCGGAGCUCAAAUUCAAGGAGUUCCACAAGGCCAGGGGCGGGGCGGGGGGCGGGGCCGGGGGCGGGGUCACCCGGGAGGAGUUCGCCGAGGCCUUCCACGACCUCUGCACCCGCCCCGAGAUCUACUUCCUGCUGGUGCAGUUCUCCAGCAACAAGGAGUUCCUGGACGCCAAGGACCUGGCGCGCUUCCUGGAGGCGGAGCAGGGCGUGGCGCAGGUGCGGGAGGAGGACGGGCUGCGGGUGGUGCGCAGGUACGAGCCGACCCCCGAGGCCCGGCGGAACGGCUGGCUGACGCUGGACGGCUUCACCGCGUACCUCACGUCCCCGGAGUGCCACAUCUACGACCCCGAGCAGAGCCGGGUGUGCCAGGACAUGAGCCAGCCGCUGUCCCACUACUACAUCAACUCCUCCCACAACACCUACCUGAUCGAGGACCAGCUCCGCGGGCCCGCCGACGUCUCGGGGUACGUCCGCGCCCUGAAGAUGGGGUGCCGGAGCGUGGAGCUGGACGUGUGGGACGGGCCCGAUGAGGAGCCCGUGGUCUUCACCGGACACACACUCACCUCGCAGGUGGUGUUCCGCAGCGUCGUCGACGUCAUCAACAGGUACGGGUUCGUGGCCUCUGAGUAUCCCCUGAUCGUCUGCAUGGAGAAUCACUGCUCUCUGCGGCAGCAGGCCGUCAUGGUCCAGCACCUGCAGAGGAUUCUGGGAGAUCGGCUGUACACGACCCCGCCCAACACCGACGCCGCCUACCUGCCGUCCCCCGAGGAGCUGAAGGGGCGUGUCCUCCUGAAGGCCCAAAAGCUGGGCGUGUCCUGCACGGGUCCGGAGGGGGAGGUGGCCGAGGAGGACGAGGGGGCGGAGCUGUCUCAGCGAGUGGGCAGGGCCAACGGCGAGGCCGCGCCCUCCCCGGGCCCCGCCCAGCCCCGGCGGUUCCGCCUCUCCCGCCAGCUCUCGGACCUGGUGUCGCUCUGCCAGUCGGUGCCCUUCCAGAACUUCCCGGCGGCGCUGCGGAGCCAGCGGUUCUGGGAGUUCUGCUCGUUCGACGAGGCGCUGGCGGGGCGCUUCGCCGCGGAGAGGCCCGGCGACUUCGUGGACCUCAACAAGCGCUGCCUGACGCGCGUGCGCCCCAGCCCCGCCCGCGUGGACUCCAGCAACCCCAACCCCCAGGACUUCUGGAAGUGCGGCUGCCAGCUGGUGGCCAUGAACUUCCAGACGCCGGGGCUGAUGAUGGACCUGAACGUGGGCUGGUUCCGGCGGAACGGCGGCUGCGGCUACGUGCUGCGGCCCGCCAUCAUGCGCGAGGAGGUGUCCUUCUUCAGCGCCGAGACGCGGGACUGCGUCCCCGGCGUCUCCCCCCAGCUGCUCCACGUCAAGGUCAUCAGCGGCCUCAACUUCCCCAAGCCGCGCGGCUCGGGGGCCAAGGGCCACGUGGUGGACCCCUACGUGUACGUGGAGAUCCACGGGCUGCCGGCGGACUGCGCGGAGCGGCGCACGCGCACCGUGCGGCAGAACGGCGACAGCCCCGUGUUCGGCGAGAGCUUCGAGUUCCAGAUCCUGCUGCCCGAGCUGGCCAUGGUGCGCUUCGUGGUGCUGGACGACGACUUCAUCGGCGACGAGUUCAUCGGCCAGUACACCAUCCCCUUCGAGUGCCUGCAGCCGGGCUUCCGGCACGUCCCGCUGCUGUCGCUGGCGGGCGACGCCCUGCCGCACGCCUGGCUCUUCGUCCACGUGGCCAUCACCAACCGGCGGGGCGGGGGGAAGCCGCACAAGCGCGGGCUGUCGGUGCGCAAGGGCGGGCGGGGCGGGCGCGAGUACGCCAGCAUGCGGGCGCUGCCCGUCAGGGCGCUGGACGACCUGUUCAAGACCGCCGCCCAGCCGCUGGGGGAGGCCACGGACCUGAGAGAGAACAUGCAGAACGCCAUAGUGCCGUUUAAGGAGCUGUGUGGUGUGCCGGCGGUGUCCAACCUGAUGCAGUGUGUGCUGAGCCUGGCGUCCCGGCUGAGGGGGGGCGACGGGACGCCCCUGCUGCUCUUCAACCUGUCCGGCCCGUACCCCACCCUGGAGCCGCAGGGGGCCCUGCCCGAGGUGCUGAGGAAGCUGGUCUCCGCCUAUGACACGAUCAUACAGAGCAGCCAGGCCCUGAUGGAGAGCACAGACGCCAUCUAUCACAGGAUACUGCAGGUGCAGAGAGCAGCGAUGGAGUCCCAUGAGUCUUUGCAGAGCCUGGUGGAGAAGGAGGGGCUGAAGGGACGUAAGGCCAGCCGGGCAGUGGAGAACUUCACCUGGAACAUCACCAUCCUGAAGGGCCAGGCGGACCUGCUGAAGCGAGCCAAGUGCGAGGUCCAGGAGAACCUGAAACAGAUCCACUACGCUGCGCUCACCAGCAACCUGAGCACGGGCGGGGCCGGGGGCGGGGCCGGGGCAGGGGGCGGGGCCGGAGAGAGGAGCCCGUCCCGCCGCAGCCUGGACGCCGUCCCAGAGAGGACAGCGGGAGAGGGGGCGAGGAGGCCAAAGAGCGGGGAGCACUGAGGACCGCACCGAACACUCCACCCCCCCCCCCC